Messenger RNA from Dioscorea cayenensis subsp. rotundata (Guinea yam), 1098 nucleotides. RefSeq lists its product as uncharacterized. The record is from RefSeq and is a predicted model, not a curated record. The transcript has 7 exons. Lineage: Eukaryota; Viridiplantae; Streptophyta; Magnoliopsida; Dioscoreales; Dioscoreaceae. Bases 109 to 1083 code for a protein of 324 amino acids.
GGUGUCGCAUUUAGGGCUCGGAACGGAAUCGUCGGAGGAAUCCCAAGCGAAGCGAAAGCUCUCUCAGCUCGUCGUCGGCGCCGGUGAUCCGCCGUGAGAUCGGCAACGAUGUCGUCGUGGCUCCGGAACGCCAUGAACAAGGCCGUCGAGGCGGGUGGGAAGAACAAUCUCACCCGCACCGUUCGUAGCUACGCCGACACUGUCGUCCACCACGCCGGCCAGGCCAUGGCCGAAGGCGCCAAGAUCCUCCAGGACCGAAUGGGCAUCCGAAACUAUAAAAGCUUUAAGCAGACAGUUAGAAGAUUGGAAGAAGCUUCUGUCUCGUUCAGAGGUGUAGAGAGAAGUCAGCUGCUGAGAAGAUGGUUAGUUGCUCUUAAAGAUAUAGAAAGAAUGUCUGCAGAUUCUGCUGUCUCUGAGCAAUCUCAAUCCUCAGAUGAGCCUGACUCUCCUAGAAAUAUUUCUACGGUGCUAUUCUUUGAUUCAGAUAUGGAAGGCGAGCCCAUGAACUUCCGUGAUGUUUUUCUUUAUAGUCAAGCUCUUGAAGGAAUAACAAUAUCCAUGAUUCUGGAGGCACCAAAUGAGGAAGAGGUUUCUUUGCUUUUGGAGAUAUUUGGACUUUGUAUUACAGGGGGGAAGGAAGUCCAUAAUGCCAUUGUUAGCAGUAUUCAAGACUUGGCAAAGGCAUUCUCAACUUAUCAGGAUGAAGUAUUGGUAAAGCGAGAAGAGCUACUUCAAUUUGCACAGAGUGCCAUUACUGGACUGAAAGUAAAUGCUGAUGUAUCACGAAUAGAUGCUGAAGCCUCAAAACUGCUGCAAAAGAUCAACAAAGUAAAAGUGUUGCAAGUUCCAUUAGAUGAAGAUGAUAAUGAAAAAACUGGAAAAGCAUCCCUGCCAUCAGUGGAGGUAUUCUUGUUGUUAAUAAUUUCCUUUGUUGUGCCCGUGAACUUGUUGGGUAAGACUAAGUGCUUGAAUAUGGGUAUGCUUUAUGUGAAUAUGCAUAAUUUUUUCUUUUGCAGAGCACGACAAGCACUCUUUAACAUUGUGUUUAAUGUGUCUAACAAUUGUUUAUUCAAUAUUUUGUAAUUUUAAUUGUAUUUU